AUGUCAUCCCAAGAGACCAAGCCCCUCCAACCGGUAAAUCCUGCCAAACUUCAGAACCUCAGAGAAAAAACCGAAGCGAAGUAUAGGAUGACUAUGGAGGCGUUUUACCGGAAUACGGGGAAGGAACAUCCGCUUGCGGGGAAGUUACGGGAGGGAGGAGAGGAGCAAGAGGGGGAGAAAGGGGAGGCGCAGGCGGGUGAGGAGCCGAAGGCGCAGGAGCAAGAGGUGAAGGAGGGACAGACAAAGGAGAAGGGUCAGUCUCAGCAUAGUUGA
Messenger RNA from Dacryopinax primogenitus, 273 nucleotides. RefSeq lists its product as uncharacterized. The record is from RefSeq and is a predicted model, not a curated record. The transcript has 2 exons. NCBI's taxonomy places the organism in Eukaryota, Fungi, Basidiomycota, Dacrymycetes, Dacrymycetales, Dacrymycetaceae. The coding region runs from base 1 to 273 and encodes 90 amino acids.